GGGGGGCUGCGGGCUCGGGGUCUGGCGGGCGCUGGCGCGGGGCGCCGGGGUCAGGGGGCAGCGGGCGCCAUGGCAACGGGAUGCGCAGAGGCGGCGCCGGGGGGCGGUUGAGCGGCAGGAGGUUGGUGUGGAUGUGACCAGUGGUGCCGGGUCCCCCGGCAAGGUGGAAGAAGAAUCCGUAAACGGACGCUGAUGGCUACAAAACCCAAGAAAAGUUUAAGAGGCUCCAUCGAUGAUGUGCUUGGUGACCUCCUGGGCUAUGAUGAUGAAACCUCUCUUAAAUCUGCCGAAGCUUCCCAGCCAGCUGUGGGCAGCAGUAGGAGAGCCCAGGACACUGGCUUGCAGGCCAGAAAGAAGUCCAUUUUAGAAGAUGAUUUCUUCGACAGACUCCCUGCGAAGGACAUAAAUUCUGCAGAGGGAUCCAGUGUCUCCGACACAGACCCGCAAGCUGUGCUGCAGACCCUGAAGGAUAUGGAUGACAUGGAAGCUGAUCUCCUGGGAAUCCCGAAACCCAGUUCUGGGCCAGGGAAGACAACUGUGAAAGGUCCUGGGAAAUGUGACUCCUUGGGAGGAGGAGUAAAAAACACAGGGAAGCUGGUAGCUCCUGAGGAAGGAGAGAAAGUGCCUGCGAUGGAAAAGAAGGCGCUCUCGUCCCCUGCUGCUCCCCGACACAACAAGAAACUUAACUUUGAAGAUUUAGAUGAUCCUUUGGCAGGACUUUUAUCUGAUGAGGAGCAGGAUGCUCCCAAGAAACCAGCUCCAACAGGCGCUAAAAACAGCUCUGAGGAAAAACCAGAACAGAGCAAAGAGAAAGAGCCACCUCCACCCCAGACGCCCCUGCACACCGUGGCCCCAGUCCAGAGGAGGGCUGAGCUCACUUUUGAAGAUACCGAUGAUGACCUGAUGCAUGCGCUGGGACUUGGCAGUGGCUCAAAAGGAGCUGAGAAGCAGGGAAAGAAGGCAGAAAAAGAGGUGCUCCGGCCAGCCCGCUCCAAGCUGGAUGAGUUGCUGGGACGAAAUUCCGUGGCCAAAAUCCUGGAACAGCCAGGCACAGGAGAGCGCAGAGAGUUCAAACUGGAUAAGAAGUACCAAAAGCAGCCAGAGAAGGAAGACGGCUGGGACAAGGAGGAUUUUGUCUUUGGAGCGUACCAGCCGACGGUGGCCUCCAUGCCCAAGGGCCAGCUGGCGAGGAGGCAGCCUGUGGGCAGGUUUCCAGCCGAGAACAGCAGCGAACCAAAACCAGAACCCCGCUCCAAAUCUCCUCCUUCAGCCAGCCACAGCCCUGUGCGGAGCAGCCGGACUAGAGGUGACUGGCUGGGCUUGAAAGAUGAGGAUUUUAUGGAUUUGAAGCCAACAUCUGCAGCAAAAGCCAGUCCUGCAGUGAGCUACCCCAGCCCCGGCACAGCCCAGCAGCCCGGCCCCACCAGCCAGCUCCCGGCUGCAGAGGCAGUGCUGGCUAAACCUGACCCGCUGGAGGAAGACAACUGGCUGAGCGCUGCCUUGUCUCGCAAGAAAGCCCAAGCACAGGCGAAGGCUCAGGAGCAAAGUGCCAAGCCCUUGGAGUCCCCAGAAGGAGGGCUGGAUCCCCACUCUCCUGUCAGCCAGCCAGCCAGCCCCGCAGGAGCAUCGCAGCAGGCAGCUGUCCCGCAGGACCAGGCAGCGAGUGCAGAUGGCUCCAGGCAGCCGGUCCCCUGGCUCAGCACCGCGAAACAAGCCUCGGUUCAACCAUCGGAUCCUGCGAAGGGGCAUCCCUCCAGAAAUGCCGGUGCCUUGGCCUCUACAGGCUCAUUCCCAGGAAAGCAGGAGGCGCCAGGCCCUGCCCUGCUCACUCAGGUUCCUGCACCCAGGGCACAUGUCCAGGCUCCCCCGCAGCUGCAGGCAGAGUUCUCGGCCCCGGGCUUGCAGCAUGAGACGAGGCAGGGGGCUCCCGCAGCCCAGCUCCAUGAGGAUGCAUCAGGCUGCCAGGCAGCACUGCUGAGCGCCCAGGCCCGUGUGGCAGAGCUGGAGAGCCAGGUCCGAAUGCUGGAGCUGGAGCGGACACAGCGCAAACUGUUGCUGGAAAAUCUCCAGCAGCGGCACCAGGAGGAGCUGAAUCUCCUUGAGAGCACCCACAGGAACCAGGUGAAGGUGGUGGAGGACACCUACGGGCAGCGGGAGGAGAGGCUGCGGCUGGAGAAGGAGCAGCUGAUGGCUCAGCUCCUGCUGCAGAGCCAGGAUGCGGAGCGGGCACGGGCAGAGCUGCUGGUGCAGCACCAGCAGCGCCUGGCCACGCUGGAGCAGCAGAACAAGCUGGAGAUGGAGCGUCUGCAAGAGCUGCAGAGGGUGUCUGUCCAGGAGAUGCGCAAAGACCACGAAGAGCAGCUGCAGCGGCUGAAGCGGCUGAAAGACCAGGAGAUCGAUGCAGUGACCAGCGCCACAUCGUACACCAGGUCUCUGAAUGGCAUCAUCGAGCAGAUGGAGAAGUUCUCCAGCAACUUGCAUGACCUCUCGCGAAAGGUGGAGGCCACACACCAUACCACCUCCCAGGAGCUGGCCAUGGGGGUACGGCAGCGGGACGAGCAGCUCAAGGUGCUCCAGGACAGGCUAUCGCAGCAGCAGAGGGACAUGGAGGAGGAGCGGAGCCGACUCCAGGAGGUGAUCGCUAAAAUGGAGGCCAGGCUGAGUGAGCAGACUCGGCUGCUGGAGCAGGAGCGAUGGAGGGCAACGGCAGAGCAAUCCAAAGUGGAAUCACUGCAGCACUCACUGGAGGAGCAGCGGCGAGUCAUGACCCAGCAGCUGUCCAUGGAGCGAGCAGAGCUGGAGAGGGCAAAGAGUGCUCUGCUGGAAGAGCAGAAGUCCGUGAUGCAGAAGUGCUCGGAGGAGCGACGGAAGCUGGCAGCCGAGUGGGCUGAAUUUCACACCCAGCAGCAGCUGAGGAAGGAGCAGAUGGAGCGCAACAUGGACCAAGCCCUGAAGAUGGACUCACAGAGAGAGGGCACCAUCAUGAGCCUGGCCAAGGAGCAGGCAGAGCUGAAGAUCUGGAGCCAUGAGCUGAAAACCAAGGAGGAGCAGCUGGUGAGGGACAGGGAGCUGCUGGACAAGUCCUGGCAGGAGCUGAGGCUGGAGAAGGAGAAGGUGAACAGGGCCACACUGCGCAUCCAGCAGCAGGAGGAGGAGAUUAAAAGCACGACCAAGCUCUCAUCCCAGAAGUACAAGGAAGGGGAGCAAGCCCUGCAAGAGGCGUGCAGGAUAGAGUCGGAGCACCAGAGGAGGCUGCAGGUCAUGGAGCAGCAGCUGGAGCAGCUGAAGCAGCAGGAACAGCGUCUUCACGAGGAGCGGCUGAGCAUGGCUCGCCAGAGGAGACAGCUCGAACAGAUACGUGAGGAACUGCCCACCAACUCUGCGAUGCUGCUGAACACAAACCAGGGCCUCAGUGCCCCUAGGAAAGGCCUCUCCAGCACACCGUGUUUUCCACUUCCCACCAGCGCGCUCCCUUGGCAUAGCCCAGGGGGUAGCAGGGACACUGGGGCUGGCCCCACCGAGCUCUACGCCACAUUGUUGCUGCUGAAGCACAGGGCCCAGCAGGACCAUGAUUUCUUAGAGAAGGAGCAGUUCUUCCUGGACACCCUGAAGAAAGCAACCUACAACACUUCAUCUCUGUCAGGCUGAGGAGGUGGCAUCCCCACGCACCCCAAGGGAUGGCUGUGCCUGUCCACGCAGGAGGCUGCUGUGGAGGAAAACAAACAAUAAAUAAUCCCAGUUCUCUGCUGA
Molecule: messenger RNA, 3750 nt
Organism: Falco peregrinus (peregrine falcon)
Lineage: Eukaryota; Metazoa; Chordata; Aves; Falconiformes; Falconidae
Gene: FBF1
Product: Fas binding factor 1
Exons: 31
Coding region: 193-3648 (1151 amino acids)
Biological process (GO): establishment of epithelial cell polarity; cilium assembly
Cellular component (GO): ciliary transition fiber; ciliary basal body; centriole
Source: RefSeq, a predicted model, not a curated record